AUGUGUGAGAGGGAAGCGCCCCUGCUGUCACUCAGCCAUGAAUUCCUGCACAUGGUGGGUUCCAGCAGUCAGCCAGAGGCCAUCAUCAAAAUUGUUUUGCUUUGUAUUAAAUUAAACUCUAGAAACAGUACCAGCUUAGCUUUGAGCCCACAGUUUCAGAUGCUUCCUUCAUUAGGGCACCUGGUCAGCCAUGCUGCGGACCCAGUGCAACCAAGAGGAGACUCUCCCCUCUGCGGGACCUUCCUCUGUGCAGCCACUCAGCCUCCUCCUUCUUCUCUGGCUGGAAACGUUUAUGUCCUGAAGAACAGCUCCUCUACCAUUGGGCCAGUCUUUGCACAGUUCCCCACAGACAAGCAAUUAGAUCCUGACAUCUCCCAUGGUGACGAGCAGUCAGAUCUUGACGUCUGCCAUGGUGACGAGCAGUUAGAUUCUGAGGUCUCCUGUAGUGUUGAGCAGUCAGAUCCUGACGUCUCCCACGGUGAUGAGCAGUCAGAUCCUGAAAUCCAUGAUGUUUCUUCGUUCAUUCACGACGUCGGUGUUUACUGCCUAUUGCAUGCCAGUGGCUUGCACAACUAUCCCGGUGACACGCAGCACGAGCAGCCUCAGGGGAGCCCCAGAGGAGCCGGAAAGAAGGAGCUUCCUCAGGGCUGUGAGGACCGUGGAUCCCCGCCCACUUCCACAGAAACUGUCCCAGUCCCCGCGGGGAGGGAACGGCCAGGGAUCUGGUUACUGGAUGCUGGAAGGUCAGGUCAGUUCGACGCUGGGGAGCCCAAGGAGGGCACCCACCCAGAAGACCCACGCCCGGGAGCUGGGGCUGCUAUGGAGAAGACAGCUGCGGCAGCCGAGGUCCCCAGGGAGGACGGCAACGCCAGGGAGAUGCUGCCAUUACAGCAGCAGAUCACCAGACUCCACCAAGAGCUCGGGAGACAGGAGUUUCUGUGGGCUGAUGUUCACAGAAAACUCCAGAGUCAAAUAGAUGCUUUGAGGAAGCAGAACCUGGAGCUCCGAGAAGAGCUGAGAGGUCUGCAGUGGCAGUAGUGGAAAGCCAGGAAGAAACCUGCAGCGUCCCGACACGCAGGGCGAGAAUCACACACUCUGGUAGGAUGGGCACCGAGCGAAGAUUGUGCCAUCACCACCUUCCCCGACACCAGCCAGAAGGAGCCGAGCAUGGAUAAGAAGACGAUCAUCAUCUGGUUUUCUAACGGCGAUGUGAAGAAGGUCAAACCCGAUCAGAGAGUGGUGUCAAGUACUCAGCAGCUGACAGCUGCUGCUACCAUGACGAUCUUCACUGAAAAAUUCUACCGCGAUGGCUCCAAAGAAAUUGUGUUUCCUGACGGGACAGUGAAACAUCUCAAGGAUGGACAGGAAGAGACCUUAUUUCCUGAUGGGACAAUCGUGAGGGUGGAAAGGAAUGGCGACAAAACCAUUGUGCUCACCAAUGGGCAGAAAGAAAUCCACAAGACCCAGUUCAAGAGGAGGGAGUACCCAGAUGGCACCGAAAAGACUGUUUAUUGCAGCGGCUGUCAGGAAACCAAGUACAUCUCCGGGAGGGUAAAGAUCAAAGAUGAAGCUGGAAACAUCAUCCUGGGCAAGAAACAGAUGAGCCUGCAACACGCAGCAUCACAUGGGAAAUGCCAAUUGCAGUUUUUUGCUAAAACAGACAAAAACUAA
Molecule: messenger RNA, 1671 nt
Organism: Mandrillus leucophaeus (drill)
Lineage: Eukaryota; Metazoa; Chordata; Mammalia; Primates; Cercopithecidae
Exons: 12
Biological process (GO): centriole elongation; cilium assembly
Cellular component (GO): centriole; nucleus; centrosome
Molecular function (GO): tubulin binding
Source: RefSeq, a predicted model, not a curated record